This is a messenger RNA of Catharus ustulatus (Swainson's thrush), 2677 nucleotides long. RefSeq names its product meteorin, glial cell differentiation regulator (gene METRN). The transcript has 5 exons. Gene Ontology annotation, molecular function: hormone activity. Bases 604 to 1446 code for a protein of 280 amino acids. Lineage: Eukaryota; Metazoa; Chordata; Aves; Passeriformes; Turdidae. Gene Ontology annotation, biological process: glial cell differentiation; positive regulation of axonogenesis. The record is from RefSeq and is a predicted model, not a curated record.
GGGAUGGAGAAGGGGGGCCCUGCUACCAGCCAGCCCAGGGAGCUGGGAGCACACGCACACGCGCGUUUGCACACACGCACACGCGUGUCACCAGCGGAGGCUGUUAAAGGGACACGGUCACCGCCGGCGACAGCGGAGCGCGCUGGGAAAGCACCGGCAUCGGCACCGGGAGAGGCGAGGUGAAGGGCAUGGCAGGCUGGAGAUCCUGGUGCAGACCCUGCUGCAGACCCCGCUUACCCCAGCAGCCUCAGCUCUGGUGACACCCCCUGGGGCACAGGGGUGACACUCGAUCCUGUGCCAGCACUCCGGGAUGCAGCAGGCACCCAGGACAGGCCACUGUGCCCUCAUGCUGAGGGGAAUCACCUGCCCAAGCCACCUCUGGCACUGUGGCUGGGGGUUGUUCCAUUGCUGUCCCUCAUGUCCCAGGACCCCCAGCUCAGCAUCCACUCAGUAGUUUGGACCCAGCUUCACCACUGCUCCCCAAACUGGAGGGAACUGGUCAGCAGCCACAUUUAACCUCAUCCCCUCUGCCUUCCCCUGGCACGGCCCCAUGUGAGCAGCAGGUCCAGCUCGGCCUGGCUGGCCCUAGGGAGGCUGAGGGAGAUGCCUGGAUCCAGCGCCUGGCUCCUGCCUCCGUUAUUUAUAAGCGGGCUGUCACAGGAGGCUGGCAGCGUGGAGCAGCUGUCCCUGCACUGUGCCGAGGGCUCGUUGGAAUGGCUGUACCCCACGGGAGCCCUUCGCCUCCGCCUGGCCCCCCGCCUGCCCCCCACCAGCGCCGCCGUCAAGGGCGGGAGCCCCCCGCACGUCACCGCCUGCAUCAAACCCACCGGGACCUUCCGGGGGGCUCAGCUCUACCUGGAGAGGGAGGGGAUGCUGGAGCUGCUGCUGCCAGAAGCCCCCCGGCCCCGCGCCCGCUGCUUCAGCUGGCUACCCCAGGAGAAGGUGGCUCUGUUCCUGCAGGCCACCCCGCACCCCGACAUCAGCCGCCGCAUCGCCGCCUUCCGCUACGAGCUGCGGGGGGACUGGCUGGCCCGGCCGGCGCUGCCCGCCGCCAGCCUCAGCGCUGAAGGUGCGUGCCGGCCGUGCAAUGACACCGAGAUCCUGAUGGCCAUUUGCACUAGUGACUUUGUGAUCCGCGGCAGCAUCCGGAGCGUCUCCAAUGACGCAGAGCUGCAGGAAUCCAUCAUCGGGGUGAGCGCCACCCGCAUCCACCGCCAGAAAUUCCCACUUUUCCAGGCGGGCGGGCGGCCGGGGCGGCCGGUGGGCAGCAUCCGCACCCCUCUGCGCUGUGGGGUCAAGCCGGGCCCUGGCACCUUCCUGUUCACGGGGUGGCUGCACUUCGGGGAGGCCUGGCUGAGCUGCGCGCCCCGGUACCGGGACUUCCAGCGCAUCUACGAGGGGGCCCAGCGCACGCGCCAGAACCCCUGCGAGUUCCCCGUGGACUGAGCGGCUCCGGGAGCGCAGCCCGGCCCCGCGGGCACUGCGGGACCAUGGUCCUGCUGUCACUGAGAGUGGCCCCAGGGCACACGGGAACAGUGCCCGGAGGGAGCGUGGCACGUCGGGCCUUGCCACGCACCGGGCUGUGGCAGCACCCGCCAGCGGGCUGGGGGGUUCUGGGAAAAUCCUGCUGGAAGGGAAGGGAUUUCCCCAGGGCGUGCUUGUCAAGGGUGCCCAGGGAGUUGCCUGGGUGAGGGGUGCAGCAGCGCAGGGUUGAGGCUCCCAGGGGACCAGGGUGCUGCAUGCUCAGGGGAUGCUGUGGGGCACAGAGGGUCUGGCACCAGCGGGCAGCCAGACCCCCAGACCCUGGCAGGGCUCGGGGGUGGGUGGCCAUGGUGGCCAGUCCAGGGACACGGUGGGCACAGAAGGGAGUGGAAGGGCCAGGAGAUGGAUCUGUAAAGUUGGGGGUGGAAGGGGGAGCAGGCAGCGAUGAGCCUGGCCCUGGCACGGGCAGGAGCUGCGGGGCUGAUGCUGAGGAAGAGGAGCAAGGCUGAAGGGAGCGAGGGGAGUGGUGAGGUGGGAGGAAGGCUGGCGCGGGGAGCAGAAGUGUCCAUGGCACAGCCAGGGUGGGACCAAAGUGCCGAUGCAGGAAGGUGCCAUGGGAGCAGGGAGAGGUCACCGUGCCACCCGUCGCUGCCAGCCCUUGUGUGCGAGGGGCAGGCUGUGCCAGCCGCGGGGAAUUUUUUGACCGUGGGGGUGGGGGGGGCAUCGUAUGUGCACUAAAGUUAUAACGAUACCAAAUUUGUGACUUCUUUUUUAUAAACUAAGCUGUAUUUGUAGCAUGUGGCUCCUGUUUUUAGCACGCUGAGCAGGACAUUCACCAACAACGGUGUGUGCCACCUGCUUCCCUCUGUGCCAGCUUCAGCUGUGACCCGCCUCCCAUGGGGCUGGAAACUUGGAUAUCUCUCUGUAUGGAGAGAUUUACUGCUGUUUGCACAUCCUGCAUCCCAGUGAUCCCCAGGAUGGGUCACUUUGGGGUCCCCCCUCCCUAGGUAUGCCCGGGUGUACGGGCCAGGGGCCCCGUGCUGGGUGGGUGACCCUGCUGGUGGAGCUGCUGUCAGGACUGAUUCUCGUCAGAGCCACCGGCCACAAGGCCUCAUUGUGCCGGAUUGUGCCGUGCCAGCAUCCCAACCCUGCCGGCUCCCACCCCGCUGCUGCCCCCUUCAGCCCCCACCACGAG